GGGUUUGGAAAAGAUUCUUAAAAUGAUAAAACUUAUUGUAUGUAUGUAAUCAUACGACCCCUUGAUUAUAGAUUAUGAUAAAGGGCAUUUUAUUUAAAAGUACUUGUCCAAAUAAUUAUUUCGGAACACCAAAAAAAAUCAUUUUUAAAUCCAUUCGCAAUAAAAUACCAAUGAACUACCAUGAACGCCAAUUGUUAUGGGUAAUUAACUCAAAUACCGAUUUCGAUCUUUGUCAUUAAUGGCGGUCAUUUAUUUUAUUUGUUUAAAAUUCAUCGAAAUUUCAAAUUAGUUUCAAAUCCGCGUUCAAUAUGAACUACCAACGGAUAUUACGCAUAGCCAGUGGAUAUCUACUUUUUACGGGCUAUCAAAUUCGUACUUUGGAUGUUAAAAGUCAACGAUAUCGUGUAUCCUUAUGGAGUGUGCUGUACUUUGUGGGUCUCCUUGUCAUUUAUUUGAUUUGCUUUGGACAUCACUUCGAAGAAUCGGCUUUGUUAAAAAUCACCUUUGAUUUAUCACCAUUUCUGAAACAUCUACUGCUGUUUCAAAUAUGGUUAGGACUGAAAACUUUUGUUUUUUGCAUGAUUGAGUGGACAUUUUUGACAAAAGUUUUCAAUGGAUUGCUGGCGGUGUUGGUGGGCACAAAGGCUCCUCAAAAUGCAUCUACGGCGAAAAAAGUUAUCCGUGAAGAGUUAUUGACAUAUUUGAUAUUUUUCUCCACCCUUUUGGUUGCCUUUGCUUUUGGUUUAUACAUAGCCAUAGAAAUGAAAUUUGUAUUACCUCCCAUGGACCACAUAAUGAUUGCCUUGGCGUUAUUUAUACCCCACUUUAUGGUGGCUGGAGCUCUAAGAUUCCACACAUUGUCUCUGUGGCUUUUGCGAACGAAAUUAUCGGAAUACAAAGAUCAGCUGAUAAUUCAAGACCCAAUAAGCCAAAAAUCAAACGUAAUCGUAGAAAUUAUAAAUCCUGUUUUGAAAAAGGAUCUAGAGGAGAAUAGGAAUCCAAAUGAGGGGUUCUCAUCCAUGGAUGAAAUUAUUAAAAAUGAUGAAUUGGAAGUGAACAAGACACCAGUGGAAGAUAUAACUCCUAUGGAUAUUUAUCGAUAUGUCUCCGAAGGAGUUAAUGGCAUUGCCAGGUACUUGAGUUCCACCAAUAAAAUCCUUCAAAGACAAUUAUUAAUUUUGAACGGUCUCAACUACAAUUGCCUGCUCUAUGGCAUCUAUACGAAAUUGUAUUUUGAAAAAUCUUGGCAUCUCAUAUUUACCGAUCGCAAUCGCCGUGUCUUUUAUGCUGCUAAUUCGGUCAUAUUUGUUUGCAUAUUUUUGGAUUAUCUCCUUUUGACCAUGACGCUGUUGAGUUUUAGGAAAACGAAAAGUGGGUUUUAUAAGAUGAUCAAUAAAAAAAUUGAGACCAAAACAUUAUCAGAGGACAAAUUGACUAUUUUAAAAGACCUCAAACGUGGUUUGAAGAAAGAAAUGAAUUUAAAGCUGUUCAAUAUUGUCGACUUCAAAAUAUGGAACUUUGUUAUUAUUCAAUUACUGAUGUUACUGUCAAUAGCUGUCACAGUGUUAUAUCAAUAUUUUAAUGAUCAAAUUGUGGAACUAAUGCAUAUUGUGGAGAGCAGUAGCGACGAAUGAAACCAAUCCAGGACUAUAUUAAUUAAGUCUAUAACAUACAUGUAAAUAUUAUUUCAAAUUAAAAUCGUUAACACUACUGUAACUAUAACUUUGAUCCAGUAUCUGCAAGUAACCGUUCCCAUAACCAAAAAAGCAUAUUUAAUUUGACUUUUUCGGAUAUGACUUUUAAUAAUUUGGACUUUAAAUAUGGUAGAACUAGAAAUGUAGCCUCAUGUAAUAAUUUGUUUACAAUUUUUUAAACUAUACUUUUGACAACAUCUCAGUGAAGUCAAAAUUACAGAAAAUGCAGACCUGGAUAUGCUUAUUUGAAAUGACAUUACCUUGCAUUAAUUGUACCAUGCUGCUGGAAAUGAACUGCGCAAAAGAUUUGGAUUUUUUAUUUUGAAGGAUUGUAUUUUCUUUCUGUGUGAGUGCCUUUCAUGACCAUAGUUUUACUUGUUUUACCAAUAAAAUAAGUGCGGGAAUCAAAAGUAUUAAUGUGGCAAAUAUUUGUAAAUUUCUUUUUGGUAAUAAAUAUCUUACGAAUAAAAUAUAUGAGUUCAUGAACAACACAAUUGGAUGUGUUUAUUAAUUGUUCAAUAAAUAACUGUAAUACAAUUAAAAAUGUAUUACAUUUUUUGUUUUUUUUUUUUUUUUUUGAUUCACCAGCUCACCGACUAUUCUCUCUUUCUAUGGAUAUAUGUAGACACACAGUGCUAAACCACUAGAUCUUACAAUAAAUAUUAUUAUGAAUAAAUAUUUUAGGAAUAAAAUAUAUGAGUUCACGAACAACACAA
Musca domestica (house fly) is the source of this 2410-nucleotide messenger RNA. RefSeq lists its product as uncharacterized. The coding region runs from base 309 to 1634 and encodes 441 amino acids. NCBI's taxonomy places the organism in Eukaryota, Metazoa, Arthropoda, Insecta, Diptera, Muscidae. The record is from RefSeq and is a predicted model, not a curated record. The transcript is spliced from 3 exons.